Ctenopharyngodon idella (grass carp) is the source of this 6776-nucleotide messenger RNA. Its product is annotated as C3a anaphylatoxin chemotactic receptor-like. The coding region runs from base 5061 to 5945 and encodes 294 amino acids. The transcript has 2 exons. The record is from RefSeq and is a predicted model, not a curated record. Gene Ontology annotation, molecular function: complement receptor activity; G protein-coupled receptor activity. NCBI's taxonomy places the organism in Eukaryota, Metazoa, Chordata, Actinopteri, Cypriniformes, Xenocyprididae. Gene Ontology annotation, cellular component: plasma membrane. Gene Ontology annotation, biological process: phospholipase C-activating G protein-coupled receptor signaling pathway; complement receptor mediated signaling pathway; inflammatory response.
AGGGGGACAGCCUACGCUCCAACCCCUGCUGCAAGAAGGAAAGCACGACACCGAUCGAGCAUCUUCGGGGGUCCUCUCGACGAGAAGAACACCACUCGACGAACAGGUUCCACUUCAAGGCGUAAGCCCGUCUCGUAGACGGUGCCGAAGUGAUGGUGUUAAGUACCUCAGGGGGUAAGUCACCUAGAACCUCCGCGUCCCGUCCAGGGACCAGACAUGGAGUUUCCAGAGGUCUGGACGCGGGUGCCAGAGAGUGCCCCGUCUCUGAGAAAGAAGGUCCUUCCUCAGAGGAAUGGGCCAGGGAGGGGCUGUCGCGAGGAGUGAGAGUUCUGGGAACCAGGUCUGGUUGGGCCAAUAGGGCGCAACUAGCAGGACCUGCUCCUCGUCCUCCCUGACUUUGCACAGGGUCUGUGCAAGUAGGCUCACUGGGGAAAACGCAUAUUUGCGAAGGCCCCGGGGCCAGCUGUGCGCCAGUGCGUCUGUUCCGAGUGUUCCCCCGGACAGGGAGUAAAACAACCGGCAAUGGGAGGUUUCUGGUGAGGCAAACAGGUCUACCUGAGCCUCUCCGAACUCUCUCCAAAUCAGCUGGACCACCUCGGGGUGGAGUCGCCACUCUCCUGGCCACGCAGCUCGUGAUAGCUCGAUGGGGGGCGAGUUGCGACACGCGACAGGAGCGUAGACCACCUUGACGGUUGAUGUACGCAACGGUCGCAGUGUUGUCCGUACGGACCAGUACAUGCUUGCCCCGUAGCGGCCCUUUGAGGCGGCUCAGGGCAAGGCGUACCGCUAGCAACUCGAGGCAGUUGAUGUGCCAAUGCAGAUGGGGGCCCGUCCACACCCCUGACACUGCAUGCCCGUUGUACGUGGCACCCCAGCCUGUGGCAGAGGCAUCCGUGAAUACCACAGCAUGCCGGGACACCUGCUCUAGGGGUACUACAGCCCGAAGAAACAAGGGGUCCGACCAUGGGCUGAAGGUUUGGCGGCACUCCUGAGUGAUUGGCACCCGGAACGUGCCGCGUUGCUCCACGGCCGGGUCCCGAGAUGGGCGUAGCCAGUGUUGAAGCGGUCUCACAUGAAGCAGACCGAGCAGGGUUACUGCCGCUGCGGCUGUCAUAUGCCCCAGGAGCCUCUGAAAAAAAUUUCAGUGGAACCGCUGUCCUGCCGUUGAACAUAUUCAGGCAGUUCAACACCGACUGAGCACGUUCCUCUGUGAGGCGUGCUAUCUGUUCGACCGAAUCCAACUCCAUACCGAGAAAAGAGAUCCUCUGCACCGGGGAGAGUUUGCUCUUUUCCCAGUUGACCUGAAGACCCAACUGGCUGAGGUGUCUGAGCACCAGAUCCCUGUGUUCGCACAACUGAUCCCGGGACUGUGCCAGAAUGAGCCAGUCGUCGAGAUAGUUGAGGAUGCGAACACCCUGUUCUCUCAUGGGAACAAGGGCUCCCUCCACGACCUUCGUGAAGACGCGGGGAGACAGGGCCAGCCCGAAGGGUAGGACUCUGUACUGAUAUGCUCGACCUUCGAACGCAAAACGCAGGAAUGGCCUGUGUUGCGGAAGAAUCGAAACAUGAAAGUAACUCGCAGAUUCAAAGAUUCAAAACUCGCAGAUCCAGGAUCGGUCGUAACCCACCGCUUUUCUUGGGUACAAUGAAGUAGGGACUGUAGAACCCUGACCUCAUAUCGGCUGGAGGGACCGGCUCUAUCGUGUCCUUCGCCAGUAGGACUGCGAUCUCCGCCCGCAAGACACGGGCAUCGACAGCCUUCACUGCAGUGAGGUGGAUGCCCCUGAACUUGGGGGGGACGCCGGGCGAACUGAAUCGCAUAGCCGAGCCCGAUGGUCCGAAUGAGCCAGCGAGACGGACUGGGGAGCGCUAACCAGGCUCGCAGAGACCGUACAAGUGGGAUCAAAGGGACCGCAGGCGUACCCACAGUGAGGCAGCGAGGUGGAACACAGGGACGCAGCUCGGGAGGCUCUCUCUGGGAGGCAGCCCGAAGCGGGGUCAGAGUGUGCUGUGCAACACCUACCUGGUUCCACGGUUGGGCAGGGGGCGCAGGAGAGGCUUUGCUGCCUUCUCGACUGCACGCUGCUGCCCUCUGGCGAAGGAAGAGGGGGAUGAGAGUGGUGAGGCUUUUCUCCUCCUACUGCUCUCCGAGCCCUCUUCAGACCCAGAGAUGGAGGAACUGCUCUCUUUUUGAAAAUUUGGGUACCGCUGGCUGUUGGACCAACAGGAGAACAGAAACAAACCCAACAAACAGGAUUUACCACCCGGCCCUCCUCCGGGGGGGGGGCAGCCCCCACCCAUCUCUGGGUCACCCGUCUCAGGGGUGAUUUUUCACUAACCACUUAAACAGUAGCAGAGACGGGAGGCGUCAUCUUCCUGCAGCGGACACAGUAGAGCAGACUGGGCCGGAGUGUUUUUUUUUGCAGGGGACGACACCCUUGGCAACGAGCAGACUGAGGGCCCACGAGGAACUCAAUGGUUUGUCGGGGGAGGCUCCCCGGUCUGCCACUAACUGAGGAGAACUGCUGGGCUCAGUCCCCAACAGUGUCACCGAAAAGGCCACCUUGUGAGAUGGGAGUGUCGAGAAAGCGUUUAGCUUGACGACCUCUUGCACCUCAGCAAGGUAAAAGCCAGUGGGGUGCUUCUGGACCACUGAGGUGGACAUCGUCUGGCCGAAGGCCUGCGCCUUGACUUUGAUCACGGUUAGUCAACAAGCGCAGCUCAACCCUGGCUCAGAACUACCCUCAUGCAUAAAGAGUGCCUUGGCCUCACAUGCAGGGUGGGUGUGGUCUGUGAACAGCCACCCCACCCAUAAGGGUGGUGAGAGAGUAAAAACUUAUGCAGAUUUUGGCACUUUUGGCGUUCCAUAUUUAUGGCACCGAUAUAGCUCCAUACUGCCAAGUUUUUCAUGCACAUCCGGAACACCCGGGAAAGCAUGGCUGUAAACUCCGAAUCUGAGUCAGCAUAAGCACACACCAUUACAGUGGGCAGCGUCACCCUCAUUUCCAGAGCAUAACAGCCCUCUCUCCGAUGCUGCAAUCGCUAGGUUCCCCUAUGAAAAGGACCAGCAAUCCAAUCCAGAAGCUGCACAGCAUGUAAUGCGCUAGAGAGGGAGGGGCCCUAGGGGGUUGGUUCCCCGAAGGAACCCCUCAACCUCAAGUCACCCAAGCCAUUUCACCAAAGUAGACCUCUUCUUGUGCACCAGAGAGGGCGCUACAAUGGAGAUUAGACAAGGAGACCGCGCAUCUAGAGCGCCGAGCGAGCGCUGGGUUGCCCUGACAACCCGCGCUGCAGCCCGACGGCUCGACUGCACACGACACGCAGAGGAGCGAGAGGUUUGCUCUCGCUGAUCUCCGCGGUCUCCCAGAGUGUCGGACAGACCCGCGGCUGUGCUUUUACACACACAAGCGGCAGCUGGCCAACAACAGAGGGGACUCAAGCUUCCCGGAGAAAGAAGAGUCACGACCGGCGUGUCGACGUGAUCAUGUUCUCAUACGAAAACAUGAACCACCCACAAACAUCGUUUCAGCACGCGCCCAGACAUGUGAAACAGUGAUCGUGGCCGUCAGUGAGGACAGGAAACGACCGCAUCCAGAAACACACAAAUAGAAUGUCAUCUUUAAAAAGACGCAAGCUCUACUUGUGUAAGCUCUUUUAGGGACUUUACUCUUUUAGAGUGCUGAAGCACGCAGGGGAACGGCCGCCGCAACACAGACAGGGAUUGUGUGCAGCCUGUUGUGUGCUCUUUCUCUCUUUGAAGGCGCUCACUCUUAUCAGCCGUAAAAACGGCUUUCAGCGCUCGAAGCGCACCGUACCGGCCGUGAGAACAGCCUUCUGACGCUGUCAAAACAGCUAUUUGCUCUAUAAUGGCAAACGAAACAAAAAACAGAAAAUAAAGAGAGGACUUCGACCCCGCUGCUGUGCUGUUCGCCCGAAGUUCGCCCGAAAAAAGAGAAGUUCAAUCAAAAAGCUUGACUCGUCUUCUAGCAGACACUUGCUUGCAGAGAACAGGAACAAACACCGUUCGGCUCCGAAGCGAAAAGCUGAAGAUGCAACGCACCUGCUGCUCGUUAUAUACCCGCGCUGCGAGGCGAGCAGCUGAUGCAUAUGAUUGCAUGCCAAUGUGCAUUGGCUCGUUGUAGUUACACUCGAAGUAGAUUGGCCUCUCUAGCGAGAUUCCUAUUCGUCGGUCUGUCCGACUGAAUGGAAACCACAUUUUUAUAGAUUGUCCAGACAACAAGAAAAAGUAAGAUUUUUUUUUUGUCCUCAACUAGGCUAAAAGUUGAAUGAACAAGUAUAAUUGUUGUUUCAACUUGAAAACGCAGGUUGAAACAACUGCACUAUAUUUUCUGCGGGCUUUAACUUCCAUGUAUCACCAUCACCAUGUAUUCCAGGUCUCCGUCCAGUCUGUUUCCUGUCCUCGUGGUGAUGAUUAGGCAACAGACACCUUCACCUCCUCUGGAAAGUUCAUUGUAAUUAAUAAUGGUUUAAAACCAAUCCGAUCAAAUUAUUAUCUGAAUUAGAUGAAUUGUUGCAGUUUUUGCACAGUAUAUCCACUUGUGGUUUUUAGAAUGACGGCACAUUUCAGCAAUUCUUGCUAAUGAAAUAUCUUUCAUUGCUAAUGAAAUAUCUUGAUAAACAAUUAACAUGUAGCCUACACUUGUCUUUGUGUGUUUCUAGUCAUUAAUGUUUCAUUUUUACUUCAGACCAAACAUAACCUACUAUUUUUGUCACUUCAGUUUAAUCAGUGAAACAUAAUUGUAUGAUCCAAUUCACAUUGGCACUGUUAUCCAAAACACUUAAGAUAUAUACAUUUUUAUCAGUUCAUACAAUUAAAUUGAAUUCUAGCACCAUGAGCUACAUGAACAUUCUGUGGCAGGAAAGACUCUGCGAUGACACAUCUGUAAUCAUUUCAUCAAUUCUGCUGAAGGCCAAUUAUCAGUGCAGCAAAUCAAUGUAGUGUCAGGGUUUGCUGUCUGUUACCAACAAUCUGUCAGCAAGACUAAGAAGACAUACCAAGAUCAAGACUCGGCUUGUCCCAGUGCAUUAACAGCUCAAAAAUGGAGAAUGUGACCAAUGCAACAACCCAGACAGAAGCCUUAUCAAGCAUUGAAAUCUUCAAUAUAUUCAUAUAUUUUGUCACCUUCGUUCUGGGUAUCGUUGGAAAUGGGCUCGUCAUAUUUGUGACUGGCUACAAAAUGAAGAUGACCGUCAACUCCAUUUGGUUUCUCAACUUGGCGAUUGCACACUUCAUCUUCACCUUAGUGAUCAUCCUCUACAUUGUUUCCGCCUUUAACAAGAUGGCUUGGCACUUCGGUGACUUCAUGUGCAAGUUUGUCAGCUUUGUGGCGGUGCUAUACAUGUUUGCCAGCAUUUUUUUGCUCACCGCUAUCAGUCUCGAUGGAUGUCAGUUCACUUGGAUGAUUGUUUGGGCUCAAAACAAGCAAACUCUGGUCAAAGCCUGGAUCAUCUGUGCACUCGUGUGGGUUUUAUCCAUCCUCUGCAGCAUUCCCUUUGUCAUCAACCGCUUGGAAAAAGAUAACCAAUGCACGUAUAAUACCUUGAGUAUCUUCAGGUCUCUGGUCAUAUAUAGGUUUAUAGUGGGUUUUCUCAUCCCCUUCCUGAUCAUUGCAUCUUCACACAUUGCUAUCGGAGUGCGGGCCAGACGUCUCAAAAGAGGAAAGAAGCCCUCUUUCUGGGUCAUUAUAUCUGUGAUCAUGGCCUUUUUCAUAUGCUGGUUUCCUUUUCAUGUUCAACAGCUGUGUACUAUAAUUGCAUAUGAGAAUAAUUGGAGUGACUUUAAAAAAGUAAUAAAUGACAUAGGACCUUUCGUAAACUGCCUGGUUCAUCUCAACAGCUGUCUGAACCCCAUUCUCUAUGUGUUCUUGUGUGAGGAGUUUAGGAAGAGGCUUAAACAGUCUCUGCUGCACUGUACACCCAGAUAGUACUACUAACUUAUAAAGACUGAAUAUGCUGCAAUUAAAGUCUGUUAAAUCAUUGAUGCAACUUACAUUUUCUGACAGAGGAGUUUAGUUUUAUUUUUGUGUAGCUCAACAUUUUUGAGUAAACCCUUGUCUUAAAUUAUUAUUUUUAAGUUUACUGAGCAAUAUAAAGUGAUGUCAUCCAUGACACGUUGCUGAUGUUACCGACGUUAUCAGAAGAGUCCAUUCAACAUUAAACUGAGUUGCAGCAGAUUUCAAGUUUCCAGCAUGCUUUGUGUCACACUCUGUAAGGGGGAAUAAAUGUUGGAAUUAAGUGUUAUUUUGUGUGUUUUUGCACAAGAUUAAUACAGGGGAAGAUGUCUUUUUGUUUAAUGUUCUGAUAUUUUGGUAUGUAAAGGUGUUUCUGUGAUGUUGAAGUUUUGUAGGGUUACCAUCAUGGUGAAGAGUAGUGCCUGUAGUUAGGUCGAGAAUAGGUUGUGAAAUGUCAAGACUAUAAAUACUGCAUGUUGUUUAACAGUUCAUGCAAGUAAAUAAUGAUAGUCUCUUUGAUGAUUACAUUAGUGCAUACUAGUGUGAUGUUGCUAACUAACAUUUAUCUGUAAAGAUUAGGUGUUAAUAUAUUCAAUAUUUCAAUUAAACUGUAAUUAUUUAAUUUGUAUAGUAUAAAAUAAUCUUUGAGUUGUUUGUUGUAAUAUUUUGAGUAUUCUGAACUUAUUGGGUUUUACAACCACUGAAUCAAAAUAAUUGAAAAAUAAGAAACAUUAUGUAUGGUAAACAAUAGUUUUAAGUACAGUGGACUUAAACAUUAAAUAAAAGUAAAAUAAAAAAACUCAA